CAUCACCACUAUCACGGCGGCGACCGUUUCUACAGCAUAGCGCAGGUGUUUCAUUUUCCGGAUUGGACAACCAAUUACCAACAACCCACCGACGAAGACGAAGACCUCGGGUUGGGUUGUUCGAUAUCUUUUCUUGAUGGUACCAAUCUUCUUCUUUCUUGGUUUCACUGCAUGGAAAGAGAAAGCUUCACAUUGGUGUUUUAUUCUGUGUUUAUCUUGUUCAUUUUCAUUUUCAUUUCCAUUUUUUGUCUUUCCCAAAAUCAUUGGACGGUUUCCCAAUUUCGUCCAUUAACAACCGGCGUCUCUUUUGAAAUGGGUUCAUUCACAAAAAGAGGAGUUUGUCAAGCCUCUUUCAGGGAUCAUUACAGGCGCAGUCUGAAGUUUCUUGGUAUACGAAUACCUAUUUUUGGGGAGGAAGGGGAAGAUCAUUUGGGUGGGUGCUGAGCAUUUUCUGCGGCUUCCAAAGGAAGGCAUUAUUGUCAU
Molecule: messenger RNA, 483 nt
Organism: Aaosphaeria arxii CBS 175.79
Lineage: Eukaryota; Fungi; Ascomycota; Dothideomycetes; Pleosporales
Exons: 1
Coding region: 172-444 (90 amino acids)
Source: RefSeq, a predicted model, not a curated record